Molecule: messenger RNA, 252 nt
Organism: Micromonas pusilla CCMP1545
Lineage: Eukaryota; Viridiplantae; Chlorophyta; Mamiellophyceae; Mamiellales; Mamiellaceae
Exons: 2
Coding region: 1-252 (83 amino acids)
Source: RefSeq, a predicted model, not a curated record
AUGGGCGCGCCUCCCACGAAGUUCCCGUCCGGGUUCGACACCUCGCGCGUGUGGUCCCCCGCGGGCGGGUGGUUCGCCGAUCCCAAGGCGUGGAAGCGGAACACCGCGAUCGGGUUCCUCGCCGCGGGCGCCGCGGCGGUCGCGAUCUUCAGCUACAGCCGGAAGGUGGAGCAACGCCCGCUGUCGCCGACGCGACGGAUCCCGAGCCAGGCGUGGUGCGACAACUUCCCGGAGGACGCGCCGAAGAAGUGA